UCAAUUUCAGCGGCCAAUCUACCCGACACUGGGCUAUGAGAAGUCGUCGCCCGUGGCCUCAGCUUUUCUUGGCGGUCUAUCAUGACUGAAAUAUAAUACAUCUGCAGUUGUCAUUUCGGGAAUGGUGGAACCUCAACUCUGCAAACCGCUGACCGGCAGUCAUUCUUUUCUGAUUCUUUUCUAGCCCUUUUGCCAGGGCCGAGAUCGCUCGCAGGAUGAAGCUCUCGUCAGUUAUCGCAGCCCUGUCUCUGCUGCUCGAUGCCACGAGCGCUGGUCACCUCCGCUUUGGAUGUUCUCAGCUUGCCCAUGGCGUCUUUGACCCCCUCGUCUUCCCGGGCCAGACCACGGCUGGACAUCUGCACCAGUUCAACGGAGGCAACGGCCUGAACUACACCCUCGACAAGGCGGACGUCGCCCCCGAGUCCACCUGCACGACAUGCACGUUCGCCGAGAACUUCUCCAACUACUGGACCGCGACGCUCUUCUUCAAGGCCCGCAACGGCACCUUCCACCAGGUCCAGCAGGUCCCCAACGUCGGGUUCGAACAGGGCACGGGCGGCGUGACGGUCUACUACGCCUACCCGGACGACGGGCGCAAGGUCACCAGCUUCCCGCCCGGGUUCCGCAUGCUCGUCGGCAACCCGGCCGCCCGCUCCUCAAAGGAGAGGGCAAAGUCGGGCACGCUGACCUACUCGUGCCUGACGUCGCUCAGCAGCAGGCCGGUCGGCAAGAGCUCGAUGCCGGCGGAGCCGUGCGCCGCGGGCAUCAUGGCCAACAUCCGGUUCCCGCAGUGCUGGAACGGCAAGGACCUCGACUCGGACGACCACAGGAGCCACGUGGCGUCCGCCAGCGCAAAGGUCGAGAGCGGCGGCGAGUGCCCCGCGGGCUUCCCCGUGCUGCUCCCGGAGAUCUACAUGGAGGUCAUCUGGGACACGACGCCGUUCAACGACCCGGCCAUCUGGCCCGAGGACGGGUCGCAGCCCUUCGUCUGGAGCCAGGGCGACCCCACCGGGCUCGGGGCCCACGCCGACUACAUCUUUGGCUGGGAGGGCGACAAGCUGCAGCAGGCCCUGGACAGCAAGUGUGAGAACAUGAAGUGUGAUGCGCUCAAGACCCAGAGCAUCGCCGAUGGCAGGUCGUGCGCGAACACGCUCUCCCCCGCGCCGGCGCUGCAGCUCGACGGGUGGCUGGAGACGCUGCCGAACAAUAUCGUGGUCAAUUAA
Molecule: messenger RNA, 1223 nt
Organism: Diaporthe batatas
Lineage: Eukaryota; Fungi; Ascomycota; Sordariomycetes; Diaporthales; Diaporthaceae
Exons: 2
Coding region: 216-1223 (335 amino acids)
Source: RefSeq, a predicted model, not a curated record